Messenger RNA from Misgurnus anguillicaudatus (oriental weatherfish), 3371 nucleotides. NCBI's taxonomy places the organism in Eukaryota, Metazoa, Chordata, Actinopteri, Cypriniformes, Cobitidae. The record is from RefSeq and is a predicted model, not a curated record.
AUGGGUCAUAUGGGCGUUGACCGUACACUGGAUCUUGUAAGGACCAGAUUCUUUUGGCCAAAAAUGGCUUUGGAUGUUGAGAGAAAAGUCAAAACAUGUGGCAGGUGCAUAAGGAGGAAGGCGCUACCUGAGAGGGCUGCGCCUUUGGUCAACAUUAAAACCACCAGACCCCUUGAGCUCCUCUGUAUGGACUUCCUCUCCCUUGAACCUGACAAAAGUGGGACCAAAGACAUACUGGUGAUCACAGAUCACUUUACUAAGUUUGCGGUUGCCAUACCAACACCUAACCAAAAGGCCCGCACAGUGGCAAAGUGUCUGUGGGAGAACUUUAUGGUGCACUAUGGAAUGCCAGAAAAGUUGCACAGUGAUCAGGGACGGGAUUUCGAGUCCCGCACAAUAAAAGAGCUUUGUCAAGUGGCCGGCAUACACAAAGUAAGAACAACACCAUACCACCCUAGGGGCAACCCCGUUGAGCGAUUUAAUCGCACCUUACUAGACAUGCUAGGUACUCUUGAAAGCCCAGAGAAAUCUCAUUGGCGUGAUUUUGUAAAACCCCUGGUCCACGCCUAUAAUUGCACCAGGAAUGAGGUGACAGGAUUCACACCAUAUGAACUGAUGUUCGGACGUCAGCCUCGUCUGCCGGUGGAUUUAGCGUUUGGAUUGCCAGUGCAAGGGGGUCAGCAAACAUCACACGCAGAGUAUGUGCAAAACCUUAAGUCACGACUUGAAGACAGCUACAAGAUCGCAAUUGAAAAUGCUGCAAAGAUAGCACACAAGAACAAAGUGAGGUAUGACAGGCAUGUGAGCGCUUCGGACUUGGAAGCUGGAGACAGAGUAUUGGUCAGAAACGUUCGCAUUCGAGGAAAACAUAAGAUUUCAGACAAGUGGGAGUCAAUUGUCCAUGUAGUGGUGAGGAGAGCAGGUACCCUGCCCGUCUAUACAGUCAAACCUGAAAAUCAGGAUGGUCCUUUGAGAACACUGCAUAGGGACUUACUCCUUCCAUGUGGUUACUUACCUACCGAGGUCAACAAGGCGCCUAAUCAGCAGCCCACAAGACGCAGGCCAGCAACCCGUGCAAAUCCUAUUGUGGAUGAGAAUCACUUCUCAGAGGAGGAAGAUGAAAUCAUUCCAGUUUACUAUUUUAGAGAACCCUCAAAUGCUCAGUUUCCCACACUCCACGACCGUCUAGUGCAGCCUGAUCCAACUAUGUCUAUUGUGCAGGAUAAACCGCAUACUGAACCUUCAAGCAAUUGUCCUGUUGAGAGUCCAGUAAAUGCUCAAAAUGUUGAUUGCACUCCUGAAAUUAACAAGCCACCUGAUAUGUCCAAUGGUGCCUCAGACAGUCCCCUUAUACUGAAUGAUCCUAACUGUCACCACUACGACACUGAGGACCUACUUACCAAAAGAGUCAUGCUUGAUGAACAAGUUGAUGAAAGCGUUAUGACCGAAAGUAACUUACCUGCUAGUAAAAACCCUGUGGUGGAACAAAACUUACCUGAUGAGGACAUCCAAGUUGAGCAGCUUCCAGCGUUCUCUGACAUGUUAGAGAGUGAAAAGGAGAUGAGUUGCAAUGAAAGUGAAGAGCCAGAAGAUGAAAUAAAGGAUACAACAGUCAGGAGAUCAGAGCGGAACCGUCAGCCGUCAAAGAGACUUGACUAUGCUGAACUUGGAAACCCCUUUGUCACUGUAGUUAAAUCAUUCUUUCAGGGGUUAACCACAGCUGUGGCUGACAUUUUAAGCGAGGGUGAAAACUCUCAUCCUUCUGUCCUGUACCCUGAGAUACAAACAGUUUAACCAUUGCCAUGUACAGGGACGCACAUGAGUUCAAAGGGGGAGAGUGUAGCCAGGUUUAAUAAUAAGAAAUCAUAUUUAGCUGUAUAACCCAGUCACGAAAGGGUUAACUUUCAUUUUGUAUCUUUGAUGGACUUGUGAGUGAGCCAAUGGGUGAAUUCUAUGAGGCACUGAGCUGACCAAUCAGUUGCCAGAUAGGCUCCGUUACGGUUACGCCUCUAGUUUUGCGUCACUAUACGUUCUUUUGGCGCUUGCACUUGAACAUAUGAGGUUGUGUUAUCUGCUUGAGUGUAAACAAAAGCUGUGCCUGAAUCCACUGUUGUCACGGAGCUAAAGGCAGUGAAUUCCGUUAAAAUGGUGAGUUGUUUAUCUAGGCAUUUGAGUUUGCUAAUAUUCAUGUUAACAGACCAGGCUUUUGCUGCCUAUUUUUGUAUUUAUCCUAGUCUGCUGAGUUUAUGAGUUCGCUAGCAUCUAUGCUAAUCUGUGUUAAUGGGUGAAUCAAUGCAAAGGUGCUCAUUUUGUAAAGCUAAAGGUGUAAACUACUGUGUGCCUAUGUAAAUAAGGUAAUUAGCCACAAUAGGCAAGCAAAAUACUGGGUAAUGUCUUAAAACCAUCAAGUUAUUUCGGUUGUGGGUUAUAAAAGCAAAUGUUAACUUCAUACUGUUGCUAAAUAGUUAGUUUGUUAAAUAAUGAUGUUAAAAAUUAUUGAUUUAAUUGUGGUCACUGAAGCUUAAAGAGGUAAUAUUUUUAGUGCAGUCUUUCCACUGUUACCGGUGCAGAGGGGGACAAAUAAGCACGCUAAUGCUUUAGUGCUUCUAAUGUAAAGUGAUACAAUUUGAUUAAUAUUUAUAUGUAAUUCAUGCAGUUUUAUUUUUCAUACUGUCAAUGUUACUGCUGUAAGGUUUCAUAAAAACUUGAAUUUGAAAUGUGUCUUAUGAAGGAUGCAAUUUAUGAAAAAUGUACUUUUGAUACUAAGAGAAAUUCAUAUAGUUUUGAUACCUGAGAAGAAACAUAAGAGCUGUUGUACAACAAGAGAAAGAUUUUUAUAUUGCGUUAAAGGUGUACUGAAAUAUUAUUUUAUUUUGUAGUAGCCUGUAAUAUUCCAUUUAUUCACUGAAUGGUAAUUGAAAGAAAUGAUUUGGCCUUAUUUAUAGGUCAGGUUUUGGUAAAGAGUUGGAAACAUCGUGCGGAGAUCCUUUGCAUGGGGUAAUACAGGUCCAGACGUCCAUCCAGAGAUUCAUUGAUUCCCAGUCCGCGUGGCUGGGUGGCGAGCCAACCGUGUUUGAGAACGAAUCAAGUUGCUUUGGACAAACUACCCGGAUCAUCCUCUUCAUCUUCGUUGUGGUAGGACAAACACUAACUCAAACUGAAAAAAAGGGCCCCAACGGUGAAAUUAAAUUCUGGUCAACCAAGGCAAGUCGAACCGAGAACGAACUGAGCUCAAAGAAACUGAAAAGAGAGGGUUUUGUUUUGUUUAUGUGCGCACUUUAUUAUUUUAGUUUGUUAUUUUUCAUAAAAUGUGUUUUUUUAUUGUAUGUAUGUUCCACCUGUGAAUUUAAUACAGGUUGUCUAAACUGUCA